Oryzias latipes (Japanese medaka) is the source of this 6313-nucleotide messenger RNA. Its product is annotated as CCR4-NOT transcription complex subunit 6. Lineage: Eukaryota; Metazoa; Chordata; Actinopteri; Beloniformes; Adrianichthyidae. Gene Ontology annotation, molecular function: 3'-5'-RNA exonuclease activity; protein binding. The record is from RefSeq and is a predicted model, not a curated record.
ACGUAUAGAUAUUUUCCAAACAACUGGCGGUAAAUUUAACCAGAACGUAAAAGUGCGGUGUGGUGACACGGUCCAACACCUGGUUGAACCCUCUGCUCGGUGAACCAAUAAGACGCUUCGCUCUUAUCGGCACCGAAAAAAAAGUCCUCACAGUCGCCAUGAUGAUAUAGCAGCGGAAACGGAGAAGUAGCUAGAAAACAAAAGAGAACACGCAGUUGUCCUCGCGGAUUGGUAUGCUCUUGCAGUGCUAUAGGAAUGCCCAAGGAAAAAUAUGACCCGCCGGAUCCGAGGCGGAUGUACACAAUUAUGUCCAGCGAGGAGGCAGCAAAUGGGAAGAAGUCAUACUGGGCUGAGCUGGAAAUCAGUGGCCGAGUAAGGAGUCUCAGCUCAGCCCUGUGGUCCCUCACCCACCUCACUGCCCUACACCUCAGUGACAACUCUCUGUCACGGAUCCCGCCAGACAUUGCCAAAUUACACAACCUGGUGUACCUGGAUCUCUCAUCCAAUAAGAUCAGGAGCCUGCCAGCAGAGCUCGGCAACAUGGUGUCUCUCAGGGAAUUGCUUUUAAAUAACAACCAGUUGCGGGUUCUGCCAUUUGAGUUGGGGAAACUUUUUCAGUUACAAACUCUUGGGUUGAAAGGAAACCCACUUGCACAAGAAAUAAUGAGCCUCUACCAGGAACCCGAUGGCACACGAAGACUGCUCAGCUACUUGUUAGACAAUCUGGCAGGUGCUAUUAAACGCAUACCAACAGAGCAGCCUCCAGCCCGGUCAUGGAUCUCACUCCAGGAACCUGAACGAACGCGCUCCUCAGCUUUGUUCUCUGUGAUGUGCUACAAUGUGCUGUGCGAUAAGUACGCCACCCGACAGCUGUACGGCUACUGCCCCUCCUGGGCUCUAAACUGGGAGUACAGGAAGAAAUCCAUCAUACAGGAAAUUAUGGGCUGCAACUCAGACAUCAUCAGCUUGCAGGAAGUUGAGACGGAGCAAUACUACAACUUCUUCUUGCCUGAGCUGAAAGAUCAAGGAUAUGACGGGUUCUUCAGUCCAAAAUCCCGAGCGCGAACGAUGUCGGAGUCGGACCGUAAACAUGUGGACGGCUGUGCUAUUUUUUACAAAACAGAGAAAUUCAGCGCCGUGCAAAAACACACGGUAGAGUUCAACCAGCUGGCCAUGGCUAACUCCGAGGGCUCAGAGGCCAUGCUCAACAGGGUGAUGACAAAGGACAACAUUGGAGUCGCUGUACUGCUCGAAGUCCGCAAAGAGAUGAUGGAGCUCUCAUCUGGUAAGUCGCUCCACGGCAUGGAGAAGCAGCUUCUUCUGGUGGCCAACGCCCACAUGCACUGGGACCCCGACUACUCUGACGUCAAGCUGGUCCAGACCAUGAUGUUCCUGUCGGAGGUGAAGAGCAUAGUGGACAAGGCCACGCGCAGCCUCAAGUUGUCAUCUGUCUCUGGUGAGACCAACGCAAUUCCACUGGUGCUGUGUGCUGACCUCAACUCUUUGCCAGACUCUGGUGUAGUGGAAUACCUGAGUACUGGUGGAGUGGACUGCACCCAUAAGGACUUCAAAGAGCUCCGUUAUAGUGACUGCCUGACCAAAUUUAACUGCAACGGCAAGAACAGCACGUCGAAUGGCAGGAUCACCCACGGCUUCAAGCUGAAGAGCGCCUAUGAGAAUGGCCUGAUGCCUUAUACCAACUACACCUUUGACUUUAAGGGUGUCAUCGACUACAUUUUCUACUCCAAGCCUCACCUGAACGUGCUGGGAAUCCUGGGACCGCUGGAUCCCCACUGGCUUGUAGAAAACAAUGUCACCGGCUGCCCCCACCCCCACAUCCCCUCCGACCACUUCUCCCUCUUUGCUCAACUGGAGUUGCUCCUGCCCAACAUACCCUCCCAGGUCAAUGGGCUUCACCUGCCUGCGCGCAGGUAGUUAGACCCUGCCAUACCACUAGGGGGAGCUGCAACCACACCUCCCUCUCAGUUCUGCUCCCUCCCUGUACCAGCUCUUCCCUCCAGCACGCUGGAGGAGAAAGACACCUACACAAAUCCACACACACACACACACAUACAAAAAACCUGUAAAAUAUUCGUACAGUGAGGUCUGGCUGACAGGGAUUUCGUAUAGAUACUCUAUAUUUUUCUUUGUUUUUCUUUUUAUGUUCUUUUUUAACUGCUUGAUUCAGCCCUGUUUGUGUAUCAUAUUUUGUGUAUUGGACUCCCCCUCCUUGUCAAAUCCACCCCCGCCCCUCCCACCUGCUUUGCUUCUGUCUCAGACUGCAGAGGAUGGUGGCUCUUUCGGCUUCCUCUCAUAUGUUGUGCUGUGAUGUUUUGGAGUUAGAGGAAAGGUUAAUGUUGCUGAAAAAAAAAGGACAUUUUAAGUGAAAAGCUUGAGAGCUGAAGGUCUGCCGGUCUGUCUGUUCUGUAUAAACCUAAAACCAGCAAAGACAGCAGACCCAUCCCUUUCAGACCUGCACCGCUGGCUUCUUCUUGUCCUUCGGGUCCAUGGUGCACCCCUCUCGGGGGGGGGACACGGAAACAACGUUCUUGUGUUUGGGGUUUUAGAGCAGCUUUUCGAGGGGUUUCUCUGGAGUGAUGCAGCUCGCUUUUGUGUGUGUGUGCGUGUGUUGGGGUUUUUUUUUUCCUGCUGUCGUGCUGUGGUGCUGAGGCCUUUUAUGAGGUCAUGGCCUCUUGUGGUGCUACAAGACAGUCUAUGCCUCCCAGCCCCGGCACAUUAACCCCACAAGAAGCCCGGAGAACCAGAACCCUUAGCUUACAUUUGUCCGAUUUCACCGACGCCAUGUAGCUUUAAAGAAAGAUGGGAGAAACUGAGCGCAGCUGCUAUCUGUUCUGCAGACUAUUUCACCCCCUGCUUGUGUAGUUGUUAGGUUAUUCUUGUGCUAGGAGCUUAUGUGGCCUGUGUAUCGCCUUUUUUUUUUUUUUUUUAUUUCCUGGAAGGAGCAAGGGAUUCGGCUGAUUGGCUGGUCCAUCGGGGAGCCAUCACGCCCUUUAUGGGUUGUGAUUGCUUUUUAGGCAGAGAUGGACACACCGGAGUAAAACCAGCAUCCUUCUCACUGUCGGGAGUUGCCGUCCUACUCCAAACAUGCAAGCGUACAUGCACUCGCAUACACCAAGAUCUCUCACGGGCAGAUUCUGUAGCACUGUCUCCAAGGCCUGUAGUGACUUUUCUCCCCCCCCCAGCCAUGCGUUCCGUUCACAGAAGCAGUGGGUUCUUGGUUUCCUUUUUUUUUUUCCACAAGUCUUUGUACAGAAUAGAAACCUAGACUCAGUCUUUACAUGAUUGUAUAUGAACCACAAAAGACCUGUUUUCUGGCGUUUUUUGUACAAAGAGUAAAUUAUGGUCAAAUUUGAAAAAGAAAAAAAAGAUUGUAUUGUAAACUAAGGCUAAAUUUUUAUCCAGUUGAUGUUGAGAUGAAUUGAUAUUACCAGCUUGUACAAAAGACGUAAGAAGAGGUUGUUGCAGGCAUUCGCUGCCACUACUUUGCACUCCCUAAACAUUGACUGUAACUUCAGUCCCCCCCCCAUCCCCCACCCCUCUCUUUUGACCCUUGUUUGAUUCGCCGACUCUUUGCUAUGAUGUAAAAUGGGCAGCAAGGAAAUUCUGCCUGUUGCUUCUUAUCCAUUAACGACGCCAUUUCUUUGUCUUUUCGCCUCGUCGCCAGUAGUUUGGUCAAAGUGACAUCCGAGGACGAGUACCAUCUCUUCAUCAUUUAAGUGGUCGAUAUACACCCAGCCCCCCCCCCCCCCCCCCCCCCCUCCACCAAUGUACAUCGUGCCUCGCUGUAGCAGUUGACUUUGUCUUGCACUAUUUAUAAGCGGCGAACGCCUCAACAACCUUUUCUCUUAUUUUUAAAUACUGUUGAGACAUUUGUGAAGAUUUUGUCCUUUCUUUUUUUUUUGUUAAUGUUUCCUUUUUUAUGAGACGUGACAAUGUUAUAUAUACAUAUAUGAAUAUAUAUAUAUAUAUAUAUAUAUAUAUAUACACACAUAAACUCUGUCCAUUGACCUCUCUAAUAAUCAGGUAUGCUUUGUCCACUGACCCUCUCUGUAAGGAACAUGAGUCGUGGGGGCGUCUUCUAAACUCCCCCUUUGAUUGCUGUGCUCCCUCUUUGUACCUAAAGCACUGCUCCCACCCCCCACCCCCAUCCCAGCCCCCGGCUUCCUUCCUGGCCACGCGUCCCACCCACCAAACCACCCAUCGUCUUUGUAACGCCCCCCACCCAACCACUUUGUAUAGGUUUUCUACUCUUGUCACUGCAGCUAUAGUGCCAUUUGUGGAGCCCCCUACCUCUGUGUUGGUAAAAGGUGGAAAGGCCCACUUUUCCUUUACUCUUUGUGGGGGGAAAACUUUAAAAAGAAAAAAGGGUGAGGGUCAGUGAGCUUUCCUGUCAACACGUCGCUGCAAAUCCAGUUUGUCUUAUUCUGAAAAUCCAAGUGAAGUCUGUGAGCAGCAGCGUAAUCGUUUGAACGCUCAUGUGGAUGAUGAGCACUUAUCAAAUUCAGAAACGGCUUUCCUCAUUCCUCCCAUAUUAACCACUAAAAAUGAAUUCUGUUGCAUUUUUAAUGCAGGAAAGAAGCAAAUCUACAGGAAAAAUAAUCAAUUGGCCCCUCUCUAACUUCCUUUAUUAUGUUGUUUUAAUUGCCCCCCCCCCCCCCCCCCCCCCCCCCCCCGGCGCACCCCAGCGGUAACCAAUGUGUUCAAUUUUGACAUUUUGUUUCUUGAAUGGCAUUAGUAUUGUAGUAGAUUUAAAGGGGUAGCUUUUUUUGUAAAGUGUGAAUAAAAGAUGUAUCUCAUGUUUCCUUUCUAAAAGAUGUUGGAUUGUGUUGUUGAUGUGCAAAUCAUGAAUUCUUUGACGCAUCGUUUUUAACACACCCCUACCCCACACACAAACACACACUUGGCGCCGAAUCUACAUCUCUGGAGAUCAUGUAGUCUUGAUGGGUUGGUCCUCCUGAACAGAAGGUUUUAGUGCGUUUCCCUAGAAACCUGGAUCAUUGGUAUUAGUUCAACGCCCCUCCCUGUGUUUCUCCUUGAUCUUUCAUCUUUCUUUUACAUGCCUGCACGGCACCAGCUGUAGAGCGCUCGUGCCCACAGGCGAGGGCAGCAGAGCUGUCGUAGCGCCGUUGGUUUCUACGGAAACACUGUUUUGACAGGUGGAAAACGUGUUUGUACAGCAAAGCUAAUGAUGUGCAACUAGACUGCUUCUGUGAUUUUCUUCCCCCCCCCCCCCAUUCCUCCAUCACUCCCUCAAACCUCUGCCUCUUAGUUUUUUGUGUUUUCUUUACAUCAUCUGUGUAUUUCUAUCAAAUCAGCUGAAUUCUAGAGCCCAGCAGCUUUUUGUUUUUGCUUUCCUUUAUUUGGUGGCUUGUUAGGUGUAGGACUCUUUCUCCAGGCGGCUGCAUCUCCUCGUCGCGGUGCACACUAAAGUUGCUUGUAGUUCAGCUGCGUCAUUUAGUUUUACAAAAAAAAAAAAAAUCUUCAUCAAACGUAGGGCUGUCAGGAAAAAAACAAGGUACUUUUAUUCCAUUUUUUUCUCCCCCUUGCUUUGUGCACAUUAUCCUGUGCGUUGUUCUAUGCCAUUCUUUUUCCAACCCAACAACUAAACUUGGCAAUAAUACCCAGAAAACAUUCACUUUCCUCGUUUUAGCAAAAAAAAAAAAAUGUAGCUGCUUUCGAAUUAAAUUUAAAAAAAAGACUCUCCAUCUUGAAUUCUUCACGUCCUUUUGCAACCCUGAGGACAUUUUGACACCCCUCUUUAUUAUUCACUUUGUACAUUUGCUCAUCUCCUCUCCCUGCCAAUGUAGUGGUAGUUGUUCAAUGAUCAGGAUUGUCUAUCUGUAGUCAGCUGAGUACAUAUAUUGAUCUGUGUCACUGUGUUAAUGCACUGGACCAACUAUUGUUUACCAUUCAUCCAAUACCAGCAAGAUAAGAAGAAGAAAAAAGAGAAUUAAGAUGAAACACUUGCACAAUGUUUUAGAAUGUCCAUAAAUAAUCCAGAGGAGAAAUCAAGGCAGCUGUUUUCAAAUCAAUACAUACUGUUUUCAAUGAAACUGAAUGGUAAACAAUGCUUUCUGUUGUAUCCUUUAGCCGUCCUCUAGAUUCUUUUUUUUUUUUUUUUGGACUAGUUUUAUCCUUUUUUUUCUUUUUUCUUUUGACUACAGGUUUUUGCUCGUUUCCUUUACACCUGUGUAUUUUUCCUACUUUGAAAAUAAAUUCUGUAUUAUCUGUUUCAGGCUGUGUCACCUCUUAUUCUUUGCAAUGGAUAUUGAAAAUAAAUUCUAUAUCUGUU